This is a messenger RNA of Paramisgurnus dabryanus, 1697 nucleotides long. The record is from RefSeq and is a predicted model, not a curated record. NCBI's taxonomy places the organism in Eukaryota, Metazoa, Chordata, Actinopteri, Cypriniformes, Cobitidae.
AACAAACAAAUCUAACCAUUUUUAAAAACAACUGGUGAAUAUUAGUAGGAAUCAGUAGGAAUAUCCUAUAAAACAGGGGUGGCUUCUAUGUUAAACAGCAAAAGAAGUGCAAAUAAAGGCAUGGGUUGGAUCAAACCCAUGUAAACUCCUCCUCUCCUGGGAAGUGUAGCUGAGUAACCGAGUCCCCAUGAGAGCUGCGCACAUGACAAUAGAAACCACUGCUUCACACCCAGCACAGUUUCUCUGACAGCGAGCGCUAACGGUCCUGCUCAGGCUGUGUUGAAAGUGACAUACCAAUGGGUGCGUUUGUGAAUGUUUAAUCUCAUCCCCACAUGCACGAGUGGACACGGCUUCAACUAAAAGGAGAUCUAUAAGUUGCUCUUCUAAUGCUGGACUAUUAUGGUCCAGCUUGAGAGUGCCAAGUGCAGUUUCCUUUUCUGCCUUGGAAUCUGUAUCCUUAUCUGUUCGACCAUCUACCUAAAGGCCAAUAUAUCUAACGCACCCCAAGCUUCUGCCUCUCCAAACGACUUUAUCUGCCAAGCCCCGGAGGAAGACUGUCCGAUUCUUCCGUCGCCAACGCCGGGCUUCCGAUGGGAACGAAAAGACUGUACGAGACUGACGAGCUACGUCGCCGACCCCAAAGCGAACUGCAACCAGUUGCAAUCGAAACUUCACUUUAUCAUGGUGCCAUUGAGCAAAGAAGAAGAAGACUUUCCUUUAGCCUUCAUCAUUACUAUACACAAAGAGCUUGAAACAUUUCUUCGACUUCUGAGAGCCAUCUACGCGCCGCAGAACGUCUACUGCAUUCAUGUGGACGCUAAAGCGUCGGAGGACUACAAGGCGAGCGUUCGGAACCUAGCCAGGUGCUUUCCGAAUGUCUUUCUGGCUAGUGUCAGCGAAAGGGUGACCUACGCUGGUUUCUCCCGUCUGAAGGCGGACAUCAACUGUAUGGAAGACCUUGUGAGGUCUCCCACGAACUGGAAAAGAGUUAUCAAUUUGUGCGGCCAGGACUUUCCCAUCCAGACCAACUUGGAGUUGGUUCGUUACAUGCAGGAAUCUAGAUGGAAAGAUAAGAACAUGACACCGGGAGUCAAGCAGCCAUCUUACAUCCAGUACAGGACUCAGUUUCAAUACAAGGAGGUCAAGGACUCCCAUGUGGCACCAGUAGGCAAAGGCCACAAGAAGGGACCACCUCCACAUAACCUGACCAUCUACUUCGGGACUGCCUAUUACUCCUUGACAAGGCAGUUUGUACAGUAUGCACUCAACAGCCCGGUAGCCAAAGACUUGUUGAGUUGGUCUAGAGAUACCUUCAGUCCAGAUGAGCAUUACUGGGUGACGCUGAAUCAUGUGCCGGAAGCCCCUGGGAGUUAUCCUGAGAGUGGAUGGGAAGGCAACGUUCGUGCUAUCAAAUGGAAAGAACAGGAGGGAAUAUCACACCAGGGUUGUCAAGGACGAUAUGUCAGGGAUAUCUGCAUAUACGGGACUAGAGACUUGCCAUGGGUUGUGGAAAAAUACAGCAUGUUUGCUAAUAAAUUUGAGACUGCGGGCUUCCCUAAAGCUUUGGACUGUCUGGAACUGUGGCACAGACACAAACUUCUACAGCAAAGUAUGGUUCCUAUACAACCAUCAUGGCAUCUUAUCACAGAAGUCCUGAAAGGCACUCCAAAUUCAACAGCAGGGGGGUGAACGUAAAG